AUGAAUAGUAAGAAAGGUUUUGGUGGUGAACAUGGUAUUGAUGAGCGUGCAAAGGAUAAAUCUGCAGUUGGUUUUGAUUAUAAAGCAACAGUUGAAAAACAUUCUUCACAAACCGAUUUUGUGAAAGGUUUCGGUGGAAAAUAUGGUGUUGAUCAAAAUGCACAAGAUAAAUCAGCCGUAGGAUUUUCUCAUAAAGAAACACUUACAAAACAUUCUUCACAAACAGACUAUACUGCUGGUUUUGGUGGUAAACAUGGUGUUCAAAAAGAAGAAUCCACUGGCUCCUCUGCGGUUGUUGGUCCAUCCUCUCCAAAACCACCACCACCAGCUGAACCUAAAGUUGUUGAAAAACCAGCAAUAGUUCCAACUGCUAAAGCGGAUGUUGGUAAUAUUCGUGCGAGAUUUGAGAAUAUGCGAAAAGAACAAGAAUCAGAAAGUGCAAAACGUGUUGCUGAAGAACGAAAGAAACGAGCUAAUGCUGAACAGAGAAAAGCACAACCGAAAGGCGAUGAUCAUGAAAAAAAUACACAACACGAAAUAGUUGUAGUAACGAAAGAAAGCAAUCGCGAACCAUCGCCAGUUCGGCCAAAAACACCAACAGAAUCCGAAUUAUCAACUUCUAAUAUACCAGAAAAUAAUGAAAAUAAUACUGAAACUGUCACAUCAACAACCAAUGAAGCAAUUGAAGAGCACACCGAGAAGUUUGUUGGGGGUAUUAAUAUAACAUCUUUAUUACGGCCACGAAAAACUUCAUCUUCAUCGUCAAAGAAAGAUGAUGAUGACGACGACAAUGAAUGGGCUGUUGAAAACGAUGAAAAUAAUCAACAAGCAGAUGAAUAA
This is a messenger RNA of Rotaria socialis, 840 nucleotides long. Lineage: Eukaryota; Metazoa; Rotifera; Eurotatoria; Philodinida; Philodinidae. The record is from the annotation of a GenBank genome assembly.